Messenger RNA from Uranotaenia lowii, 966 nucleotides. RefSeq names its product histone H1B-like. Gene Ontology annotation, molecular function: structural constituent of chromatin; nucleosomal DNA binding; double-stranded DNA binding. Lineage: Eukaryota; Metazoa; Arthropoda; Insecta; Diptera; Culicidae. The transcript has a single exon. Gene Ontology annotation, cellular component: nucleus; nucleosome. The coding region runs from base 28 to 681 and encodes 217 amino acids. The record is from RefSeq and is a predicted model, not a curated record. Gene Ontology annotation, biological process: chromosome condensation; nucleosome assembly; negative regulation of DNA recombination.
GUUACGCAUACUUUCAAGUGAAGGAAAAUGACCGAGACCGAAGUUGCUGUCGCGGCCCCAGCUGCUGCAUCCCCGGCCAAGGCCAAGAAACCACGGGCUCCCAAGGGCGAGAAGAAACCGAAGAAGCCAUCCACGCAUCCUCCGGUCAACGAUAUGGUCCUGGCGGCCAUCAAGACGUUGAAGGAGCGUAACGGAUCGUCUUUGCAGGCCAUCAAAAAGUACAUCGCCGCCAACUAUAAGUGUGACGUGGCCAAAUUGUCCACUUUCAUCAAGAAGGCUCUGAAGGGUGGCGUCGAGAAAGGGAAGCUCGUCCAGACCAAGGGAACUGGAGCUUCGGGUUCUUUCAAGAUCAAGGUUGCUGCUAAGCCAGCAGCUGGUGAAAAGAAAGCAGCUAAGAAGCCGAAGAAGGCAUCUGCCGCUAAGAAACCGAAAAAGGCCGCUGGCGAGAAGAAACCUGCUGCCAAGAAAGCAACAGCAGCCAAGCCCAAGUCUGCUGCCGCAAAAAAAACCAAAGCUGCUCCAGUGAAGGCAGCCAAGAAGGCUGGCACGGCCAAAAAACCUGCUGCUGCUGCUUCCCCCAAGCAGAAGGCCACCAAACCAUCGAAAACGGCAGCCAAGAAGCCAAAAGCACCAAAACCCAAAAAGGCUGCCCCAGCUAAGAAAGCAGCUGCCAAAAAGUAAAUGAUUUUACUUUAAUAUUUCCAGCAAUAACCCAAAACAGUCCUUCUCAGGACUACCAAUUAUUUCAUAAGAAAGAGUUAAACUGAUUUUCAUUAAAAUCAACUAACGGGGCGUGUUCGUAACUUGAUGCAUCAAUCGAUCUAUUUUUUUGGUAGAUGUCAAAUCGCUUUCCACACUGAUAAAUCAUUUCACACAUUUUGCAAAUUAUUCCACACAUUAUCGGCAAAUGUAUGGAGCUGUCAAACCUGUUUGUGAUUUUUACACACCAUGCAGAUUCAAAAUUUA